Molecule: messenger RNA, 829 nt
Organism: Zingiber officinale
Lineage: Eukaryota; Viridiplantae; Streptophyta; Magnoliopsida; Zingiberales; Zingiberaceae
Product: protein C2-DOMAIN ABA-RELATED 11-like
Exons: 4
Coding region: 206-733 (175 amino acids)
Source: RefSeq, a predicted model, not a curated record
AAGCCAUGGACCAUGCUCCCUCCGGUGGGUCGCACGCUCGACCGCGUCCUCCGCGGCUGCCAGGGUUUUCCAAUUAAACGCGGCGAGCUCCAGCCAUAAUAAUCCAAGCAGCCAUCGCCCGAUCGAUCGCCACUCGCUUUCCUCGGCGCUCCUUCUUUCGCUCCUCCCUCCUCGACACUCGAGCUCUUCGUCGGAUCUAUCUCAGAUGAGGGAAACCAUGGAGCAAGGUGCUGGAUUUCUCAAGGUGAUCAUUGUUGAAGGAAAUGAUCUGGCGAUCAGGGAUUUCAAAAGCAGCGAUCCUUAUGUCGUGGCGAAGUUAGGGAAACAGACUGCAAAGACAAAGGUUAUUAAAUGCUGCCUUAAUCCUGUUUGGAAUGAAGAGUUGACAUUCCGUGUAAAAGAGCCAGUUGAUGUUUUAAGAUUGGAAGUUUUCGAUUGGGACAGAUUUAAGUUCGAUGACAAGAUGGGUCAUACCUUCCUUGAUCUUCGGCCGCUGGCCUCUUCUUCAAAGCUGAAACGAGCACUGAAGCUCACCACAGGAGAGACCAAGCUAAGAAAAGUGACACCUGAUUCCGAUAACUGCCUCUUGUCGGACAGCUUUAUCAAAUGUGUAAAUGGAGAGAUCGUACUGGACGCACGGUUGAGGCUUCGCGAUGUUGAAUCUGGCGAGUUGUCCGUGUUGGUUAAGUGGAUUGAUAGUCCAACUACUGCAGUUUCUGCUAAAAUAUGUUAAAUUAUGGUAUCUAAUCUUCUGAGACAGAAGUAACACCAUGUGAGUGCUGAAGACAUUGUUUGUUAAUCAGGGUUAUUGAAAUGACGCCUUUAACUA